This is a messenger RNA of Closterium sp. NIES-67, 3505 nucleotides long. Lineage: Eukaryota; Viridiplantae; Streptophyta; Zygnematophyceae; Desmidiales; Closteriaceae. The record is from the annotation of a GenBank genome assembly.
CAGAGCCCCGUGAAGACGGCGGCACGUUCAAUCGCGUUGAACGCGUUUGAAACGUCGAUUUGGAGAGCGAUGUGUCCCGCGUUGAUGUCAAGGUAGGCGCGGGUGAUGUGGAUUAUCACCUCCGCGCCGCCGGGGAUGGCAACCCCGAACUGAAUGGGUGUGAAGUGAAGCUGGGCGGGCCGUGCGGCGAGGUGGAGCACGGCUUUGGCGAUCAAACGGUGGAGGCACUCGCCGACAGCGAUAGGCCGAGUGCCGCCACCUGGCUUUGUGAAGGCAAGGAGGCGCGAGGAGGUGAGCAACGCGGAGGCCUCGGGGCAAAGAGCACCAGCGAGGGCCACGUUCGUGAGGGCCAGGAGGUGGCCACAAAUGUCGGAGUUGUGAAGCGCCGCGUCCCGGGAGGAUUUCAAAGGACGUCUCCGCGGGGCUAGUUCCUACGCCAUUAGGUAGCUGGCUGAUGAUGUGGCGGAAGGACUUCUCUGAGAUAGUGGGCUUACGCUUGAGGGUGUGUGAGAGGACCCACUCCGGAAUGUCAAGUGAGGCAGGUGGGUGGCGGGAAUGGAGAGCGGAAAACGUGUCGGCGGUGGAGGGGCUGACUGGGGUGGCUUCCAGCGCUUGAAGGGCUUUUCCAAGGUUCCCGUGCUUAGCUAAGCCCGAGGCACGGGACAGAAUCCCAGUCCUGUCAGGCAUGUGGCGCUGGGGUGGAGGGAGAGUGAUGGCAGCAAUGGCUUCGGCGUAAAGAUCUGCCCAGGAACCUCGGCGAAACGAGUCCAAUCGGCGCUCAACGGAGGGCCAAUCAGGCUUGCGGGCAGUGCCAACGCGGAGGGUAAGGCGGGCAAGGAAUAUCAGCAGGCGCCAGGCUGGCACCGAGUCUAGGUACUUGGCCAAUCGGAGGAGCGGGGUCAGCAGACAGCUGGCGAGUUGGUCCCGAAUGUGACGGGGUGGGUGGCGGCCAAGUGGGGGUUGGCGUCUGUCGCGAAGGGGAUCGAUUUCCCAGCUGGACACCUGGACGAAAAUAUCCUCCCGAACCGCCAGCGCCUCGGGCGAGAGAAAUUGGGGAUUCGGGUUCAGGAAGUCCUCGAAUUCCGCAUGUCUCCGGUUCGGGGCGGCUCGGGCCCCACCUCGCGUCGGGCCCCCUCCUUCUGCAGCACUGUUAUCCCCAAUCACAGACUCGGAGUCCCCCUCGGAAGAAGGGGUAUAUCUGGAGUCACCCGAUCCUUCCUCACCAUUCCCAGCAGCGGCGCUUUCUCCUCCAGCUGCCACCUUGCUCCCUUAGUCUAAUCUCCACACUGCUAGGGUGCUCCUGCCUGGCCUCUGCCCCCCAAUUAUCAGCCGUGUCAGCCAAUCUGCGGCGUACAGCCUGGACGAACGUGCCGCCUGUGCUUCCACGAGCUACACUCCUCCCCGCUCCUCGCCGUCCUCGUCCGUGGUCUCCGUUUUGACGCGGCGCUGGCCAUCGGCGCCCGUCGAGAUCGCCCCUGUGGGGUCCACCAUCAAACGCCUCCCCGCGAUGGCGUCAUCUCGGUCAUAUGGGUGCGGACGAUCCCCGGAGUGGGGGUACAGUCAGCGGGCAGGGGAUCGCUGACCCGCGCGGUCCCCGGAGCCGUGCUACUGCUCAUGGGCGCCCGAGUGGCGGAGCCCGCCCCGCCGCUUUCCGAUGCUUGAUGCUCACUGGCGCGGGUCGCGGAGGCCGUCGCCCAGCGACGGAGGCGAUGGCCCGGGCAGCGGCUGAGGACACGAUGCGGCUUCUGGACUCGGCCAGGGACUGCCUCGCGCGCCUGACGAUGGUGGUUGAGGUGUCGGGGUACGGCCUUGGCUGCUCCGACGAGGAAGGGCUGCUGUCGGAGAGGCAGCCGGUUGCAUGCGCGACGCAGACGGCGGUGGCGAGGGCGGUGCUGACCGCCGCGUGGCGCAGCGUGACCGCCGCGUGGUGCAGCGUGACCGCCGCGUGGCCCGGGCUCGCUCAGGGAAUACCGCUGCCGGUGGGGCCCACCGUCGUCCUGGCGGAUCUGGAGGGCAAGCUGGAAGGGGCGCAAGGUGUAGAAGUAAUCGACGGUGCCGUGUCAGUGUUCCGAGAGCUGGAUCGAGCUGUGUACUGUCUGCUGGAGGAUCUCUACGCAGCGAGGUAGCGGGAGAUCGACGGCUGGCGUAAUGCUGGUCCACGGGCGUUAGUCGCCCUGCCAGCGCUUCUGGCGUGGGUACCUGCAUGCAUAACGGAUGCUGGGGGUCCCCGCGGGGACCCCCAUCCCUUAAACGGCCUAGAAGGUCGGCUUGUAUGUCUUUGUUGAAGGGAAAACAGGGUUGAAGUUUCUUGCCAUCCCCGCGAGCAACAGCAACCGCAGGCCGCCGGCGCGAGCUGCCUCACAGCAAGUAUGCGAAGGAAGAACUGACAACUAGAAUAGGGAGGAGAAGCAGGAGAGGGCUUAUAUAGAGCAAGGAGAGGGCUCAGGAGCACUUGUCCCCUCUCCCUCAAUUGGUCCUUUGCAUAAGGUAGGGUAGGGUACAGGCAUGGCAGCGGACAGCGCACAACAGGUGAGACCUAACAACCCAGGCCAGGGGGCCUUAAGGGUCCCCCAGCACUGGCUCUAACACAUGCAACAGGUCCCCCACAGCGAGUGGAGCCGCCGGCUCACCCCAGGGCUGCUCCUCAGCGGCGAGAGCCUCGUUGAUCUCCGUGUUGAGGGCCACGGCUUGGCCCCGCUGCAGAGUAACCGACCAUCACUGGCGGUACUCGUGGAGCAGCUUUGCAGCCUCCGGGCAGGUGGGAGCCGCCUGGUGAUGCUUGCGUGCCGCCAACUCGGCGCACUGCUUGAGAAAGCCGAAGACGCCGGGCGAAGAGCAGCCAUACGUCUCCGUUGCCAUCGCAAAAAAGCCAACCCACUCCGCACGGGCCGGGGGGCGGUACUUGUUUUCCUUGCCCCGGGCUGCCACUCGAGCAGCCCAUCCAGUCCCCUUACGAGCCAAUGGAUCGUCAUGGGAGAUGGGAUCAGUCAGAGUGACGUCACACAUCCACACCACCCCUGAGUCCGGGUGGCGGAUGGCGACGUCCGCCCAAAGAUUGGAGACCCACGUGAAGAGAUUGGUCUGCUUCCGCGUAAUGAACCCCGCCUCGAUGGCUAUCCGAGCACAUUCAUCCCGCAGGGCGUGGUGCGCGCCCGUCCGACCUGGCCCAUUAGCGCACCUCAGGAGGUGGUUGGGAAGGCGGGGAUCGUCGAUGUCGGUACGGUCUGUGCAGUCACAGACGCCCAGGGUGGAGUGAGGGAGCCCCAGGCGGAAUGCCACGAUGGUGGAGAAGUAUCCAGGGCUGAGGCGGAGGGAGGACGAGAAGGGGAUGGCGUGCAGCCAGUCGUCCGCCCCCGGGCCCAUGAGCGAGAGCAGGCGCUGCGUGUGCCCCUGGAGCGGGUUGAGAGGCAUGCGGCGAGCCUGGUCCAGCUGGAGCGUGAAACGUUCCGCUUGCACCUGCAGCGCCAGCGCCCGCUGAAGCUUGGGCGGGUCCGGCAAGGUGCUA